ACAUUUUUCAGUGAUGAAACAUCGGAUCAAAAAAUAUAUGUUCCAAAAACUAGAAUAUGUUACGAACACAGUAAACAAAGUUUAAUAGACUUCACGCGUUUGCCAAAGUCGCGUUGUUUAGAAUGAACGCAAGGUUGAGUGAGUUUGUGCACACGCGCACUAAAGAGUAGGCGUUCCCUACCGGAAAUAUGAAAAUAUAUGCUAGGUAGCUCGUGCUUGUUCUGCCCACUAUGCUUCGUUUGCUCACACUGUAAACGAGAGAGAUGAACUAUCUUGGAGUCCAUCCCGACGCAUCCGUACCAGUGGAAAAUGAAGCCAGUGGCAAAUGAAGCGUGUAUUAUGGGUCAGACAAGUGCCACAUAUACGCCUUCUGGUGUGUCCCACUGGCAUUGCAUGGCCGCCUGCCACCGCCACUGCUGUCUAGGGCAGAUUGCUCGAUAGAGGGGAAGUCCACUCCUGCAGCUGGGCAGGAAAAAGGGAGACUGGAGAAAGGAGGACAGGAAUGGGUGGAGCAUAAGCAGGCGGGUGAGAAAUGUGUGGAUGAAAGGGGGAUAUGAUUGGUGGAGAACUGAAGUGAGCAAGGGAGGCUGAAUAAGUUAGUGUCUGUGUAUGGGUAGGGGGUGGGUGGUGAUGUGUUGCGUGUGGAGAGAGAGAGAGAUGCUGUUGCCAGGAAACAGUGGGCAUAGAGGACCAUUCACAGCAGUUCAUGGAGUAAAAACACAAAGGGAGACUUGAUAUGUAGGUGGUGUUUUUAGUAUAAACAGGCAGAUAUGAACAGGAUGGUUAUCCCAGCAUGGACUGGAUUAAACCAACAUGAGCAGAGAGGAAAGUACAGUAUAACUACUGAAGAGGAAUUGGCGCUGAUGGACAAGCUAUUAUGGGAUGGAGAGAUGAGAGAUUCUCAUAAACAGAUUUAGAGUCUAGACAGAAAUACAUGGGCAGAAUAGACAACCAGAAACAGUCAUCAUGAUAACAGCACUGAUUCCUUCAAAUUAAAAGGGUAGGGUGGAGCUCUAAAGGAGCCUGUCACUUCAGUCUUCAGGGAGAGUCUCUUUCACACUCCCCUUCCCCAACAGAAGUGGAGGGAGCCGGGGGGGGUUAGGGAACAAAGCUACCCCCUGUCUUCAGACACCUGCUGCUGCUGCCUGACACGGGACGACGAGGGGGGCAACUCACUAGACCCAUGCAUUGACCCUGGUCUGAAGGAUUUCAAUUCCUAGCUGUCCAAUCUCUUCAUCAGUGAAUAAGGAGGGAGGACGCAAAAGGAGGGACGGACAGCAGUGAUUCAAGGGAUCUUUUACUGCCCAUGCUCCACCCCUCCCUUCCAUGGGAUGGGCACCACAGAGGCGACACUACGAAUGGAUAACAUGGAAUGUAAAGAUGAGUGGCAGGAUGAAGACUUCCCCAGGAAGUGACAAGGGAAAUUACACCACGUGUUAAGGGGUAACCUAACGGUGUGUCUGCCUCCCCUGUACAGUGAAUAAGACCACUUCCUGAGGACGGUGACAUGGAGUCUUCCUGUGGUCUCACCAAUGACCGAGCCUCUCCCCCCAACUCUCUGAAUGUUAAUGCAGUUGGAGGAGGCGGAAGUGGAGGAGGGUCCACUCAUCGUAAGCGGCGUACAUUAGUGGCCCCAGACAUGAACUUGUCCCUGGACCACAGCGAGGGUUCCCUGCUGUCUGACGACUUCUUGGAUACGCCCGACGACCUGGACAUCAAUGUGGACGACAUCGAGACCCCCGACGACAACGACUCCCUGGAGUUCAUCACCAACGGCAACGAGCUGGAGUGGGAAGAUGACACGCCAGUGGCCAACGCCAAAGCGGGGCCUGGUGACGGAGAAGAGGAGGAUGGUGCUGAUGGGACGGGGGGUAACGGGCGCCUGUGGAGGACGGUGAUCAUUGGGGAGCAGGAGCACCGCAUCGACAUGCAGAUCAUCAGGCCAUACCUCCGCGUCAUCACCCAUGGGGGUUACUAUGGUGAGGGUCUGAAUGCCAUCAUAGUGUUCUCAGCCUGCUACCUGCCCGACAGCAGCUGUGCAGAUUACCACUACAUCAUGGAGAACCUCUUCCUGUAUGUGGUCAGCAGUCUAGAAAUGCUGGUUGCUGAGGACUAUUUGAUCAUCUACAUGAAUGGAGCCACACCGCGGGGCAAGAUGCCGGGCAUAGGAUGGCUGAAGAAAUGCUAUCAGAUGAUUGAUAGGAGGCUGAGGAAGAACCUGAAGUCUCUGGUCAUCGCCCACCCCACCUGGUUCAUCCGCACUGUGUUGGCCAUAUCUAGGCCUUUUAUCAGUGUGAAGUUUAUGAAUAAGAUCCAGUAUGUGCAUAGUCUGGAUGAGCUGGCAGAGAUAGUCCCCAUGGAACAUGUGCAGGUCCCUGAGUGUGUGGUGCAAUUUGAGGAGGAGAGGAUCAAAGCUCGGAAAGAAAGGAUGGAGCAGGAACAGCAGGAGCAGCCAAACCCACACGCGUCUUCUUCAGCCACGGCAGAGAGGCCCAAGUCAAUGAUCACAGGGCAAGGAAUCUGAAAGGGACCUCCUCCUCUUUAUUCAUAUCAUACCAUGUUGUUGAAAGAAGUUUGGAGCAUGAAAACUGUGUUUAUAAGAAGAAACAUGAAGUCCAACCAGUCUAAGAAUACUUCCUAAUCUGUAAAUAUCAAGCUGAAGAUUUUUCCAUCAAGAUAUUAAACUCCUCAACAUGCGCACACACUCCUCAGCGGUUCUUAGGUUGCCAACUGAUUCCAUCAGGACAUUCCAAGGAAUUGUCUGUUCUGGGGACUGUACAACUCCAUGUUACAUCAUUUUACGACCGCUGAAAGUAGUUACUUUUAAAUGCAGCCCCCAGUCACCACCAUGAGUUUUGUAUCCAUUAUCAAAUAUAGAUGACACUUUUGCCUAAGUCAAGAUGUAAGAAAAACUAACAUGAAUAUUGUAGAAAAUGUUCCACCGGACAUAAAUGGUGUAAGGUGUCAGUGGCAGGCAGGUAACCAGACCUUUUACAGUUUUGUGUUGGAGGCUCUUGCAGGGACAAUGGUAGACUAGACUUGAGUAUGUAUUAAGUACUGUAUACAGACCGUGUUGGAUGGUGUGUCCUAGGAGCUGCACUGAGGGCUCUGCCAGGCCUAGUUUCUGAGAGGAAGAUAUGCCUUAGAGAAGAAGAGGGGAGGAGGAACAGAGAGUCAGGCAAUGCCCCUUAGUGCUCAGCAUUGGUGUGCUGUGGCAUCAUUUCACCCAUUAGCGCUAUGCUAGCCCUUGAACAUUUAGAUGUAGACUGGAAUGCUUUGCGAGACAUCGGAUGCCUUCACCUUUGCUUCAUUUUGGCCUCAUAAUUUGUCCGAGUACAGGUUUUAUUUUUAAUCAACUGUGUUGCAUUAAUAAUUUGGAUGUCAUCAUGUUUCAUAUACCCAGAUUGGUCCGGGGAUCAUUCAGUGCCCAACUUACCAACCCAUGUACCUUACAUUCUGAUGUGCCUCAGGAUUCUUGUCUGUACAUGAAUAUGGGGGCCCACUGAAAGUAAGAACAAGAAAUGUGCUGGUUUGACUGUAAUGUCACGAGGACUGCAUUUCAUUUCAUUUUUUCAGUCAUUGAUGUUGUGACUUAAUGAUAUCAUUUCUGUAUCAUGCUGUGUUGUGGGUGCAGUCAAAGCAUGCCAACAUGUUGUCAGCAUGUAAUGUACCUUCAGAUGUCCUAUUGGAUUAUGGACCAGUCGCCUAAUGGUCAAUCUUCUAUUGGAUACUUACCUACCGGGUGGUAGAGGGGAGGAAGUGUUAAGAGUUUUUAUUUUUGUAAGAAUUACAUACAUACAUGUAUUUUAGGUGUUGUUUUGCACUAUAGAAUUUGAUUGUCAUUAAAUUGUGAGCAUAACAUCUAUAUGUGUAUAUUUGGGGACAGGUUGCCUUCCUAAUAUGUAACUCAAGAUGGAUUUUUGUGUGCUCUUCUAAUUUUUGUACAAGUAUACUGUAGUACAAUCAAUAUCAUGCAUUGUAUUUGUAUGUCAACCCGUCUAGACAAGUAUGAUAAUCAAAAAUGUCUCUUUCUGAAGUGCCAUCCAACUUCAAAUGAUACCUUGAUAAAUCUAAAACAUAACAGAAGUCAUUUUCUGUGGACAGGUUUGUGGAUGGCGAUGGGACUAGAGGUGAUUGAUAUUCAAUGGACAAAGUAAGAAAAUGGCUUCCAAACAUUUGUAUACACAUAAUUGGAGUGUUGCGUUAGAACAUUGGACAGAUUAAUUUGCCUUUGAUUUCUGGUAGAGAAAUACCUAUCCCGUCAAAAGAUAGGCUUAAACGUGGCACAGAAUUGCAGGAGUUCUUCUGCAGUCUCCCAAAGCUGCUGGAGAGAGAGUGCUGUUUUCUAAAGGAUGUCAGCUCUUCUGAGUGCCUCUCCUUCUUUUCACCAAAUUCUACACAGAAAACUAUGAUAUGGAAUGUACAAUUCUAAAUUGACUACUGGGAUUUUUUCCCAAAUUGCUAGUAAACUGAUUUUGUUGACACUAGUGUAUUUUGUUUUGGUAAAAGGUUCUACAUGGAAAGCAACCACUGAGUGUCCAAAAAUGUCUUUCAAUCAUAUUUUCAGUCUUUAAAAGCACAAUAUGUUAUUACACUGGAAGAUUUGGAAGAGAUCAGUGGGCAAUUUGUCGGCUGGAAUACUGUAUGUAGCUUAUUUUUCAAAAGUGCAAAGCUUAAAAUGGGGUUGGGAUAUGUAGCUAUGUAGUUUGGAUGUCCUUUAGAUUGUGAUGUACAUUCUUCCAUGUAAAUACAAAUAAAUAAACUGUUCCACCCAACAA
Salmo salar (Atlantic salmon) is the source of this 4778-nucleotide messenger RNA. Its product is annotated as caytaxin. NCBI's taxonomy places the organism in Eukaryota, Metazoa, Chordata, Actinopteri, Salmoniformes, Salmonidae. The record is from RefSeq and is a predicted model, not a curated record. Gene Ontology annotation, cellular component: cytoplasm. Gene Ontology annotation, biological process: apoptotic process.